Molecule: messenger RNA, 2103 nt
Organism: Didymodactylos carnosus
Lineage: Eukaryota; Metazoa; Rotifera; Eurotatoria; Philodinida; Philodinidae
Source: the annotation of a GenBank genome assembly
AUGUCUAGCUCUACGACAACUUCCACAUCAUCCGCAAUCUCGCUGUCUUUAAUUCAGUCUCAAAGUGUAACUGCUCUGUGUAAAUUAUGUUCAAAUUCAUUGGUGCUAAUUGAUCAUAUAUCGGCAGAAUGGUUAAGAAUAACAAACGCGUCAACUCAACUAUUAUCUACAACAAAUGUGAUUGGAAUUCAAGCUUUAUUCGAUCAAAAUUUUUUCACCUAUCUCAACGAUGAGAAUGUAUCUCGAAUUGUAUUCAUAUUGAGUGAAAUCUUAACUCGUCCUAAUUUACUUCAUUUACAAAAACUCUGUUGUUAUAAACAAUAUGAAUCCGUUCUUUUGUUACUUUGUUCACCAACACUUGUUCAUGAUUCGUUAUUCGAUGAAAAUAUUGAUUUAUCAACAAUAAUUAAUGAACACGCCUAUUUACAACAAACGUUGGAAAAGAAAUUAUUCGAUGGAUAUAGUAGUGAUGAUUCACUUCCUGAAUUUGAAUUAAAAUAUAUUCGAUAUCCAUGUGUCACGAUUACUCAACAACUGUUUCUAAUACCAGCAUUAACUCAAUAUAAAUUACCGACGAUUGAAACGAUCACACAAUUAAAUACAGAAAAAAUUAAAGGUAUAUCGUCGGUGUCUGAACUAUUUCGUGGUGAAGAUGUUAAAUUUGUUAAAAUUCAUACAGAAUUAUUAAAUAGUCUAAUGUCAAGUUUAGAUGGAAAAGAAGAUUUAUUUUCAUUGGGUCCGUUGAGUCAAUUGAUAGCAAAAGAAUAUACACAAUCAGCUGAUAUUCGUCAGCGACGAAAGAAUUGUGAAAAUAAAUUAGCCUUAUUACUAAUCGAUCGUCAACUUGAUUUGGGCGUUGUAACAUCUCAUACACAAGAUACACUAUUAUCGCAAAUUAUUCAUUUGCUGCCGAAUGUACGAACUGGUAUAAAGAAUACUAAACGUACAAUUGAUGUCAUUGUCGAUUGUAAAUCAUUAUUAAAAACUAAUUUUUUAAAAAGUCAAAGUGAUUUUAAUGGAUACUUAUUUGGUGAUAUAAAAAGAACUAAUGAUGUUGCAUGUGCAACAUUCGAUAAUAUCAUUUAUUCGAAAACAAAGAUUGCAACAUCAGAAAUAUUUACUCGUCUUUUGGAGGCACUUAUAUACAAUAAUUUAGAAACAAAAGUAAAAGCGGCUAAAGUAUCAGCGGCUGCAAUUAGUAUGUGUUUAGAAAAAUUCAAACAAUCUCCAUCUACUGUUGUUAAAUGUUAUGAAUUAUUAAUAUUAUCCAGUUGUCUUAUGCAUGUAAUGGAUAAUAAUUAUGAAUUGCAAAAGUUAGACAGAUUAUCAGCAUUGGAAAAGAUAAUUGUUCAAUCUAUUGGUUCUGAUGGGCCAAGCGCAUUUUCUAUUAUAUUACAAGCAUUGAAGGAAGAGUUAAUAAAACCAGUCGAACAGCGACAAUUGAAGUUAGAUGAUUUUUUAAUAUUAAUUUUAUACGUUUAUUCAUUAUCUGGUGACGAUUGUUUUUACGGUAAAGAAGAAAAAGAACGAACUCACAAAAUGAUUGGCAAGGAAAUUUUGAAUGAUACACUGUUUACAAAUAAAAUUAGACAAAAUCUAGAUUGUUUAGGUUAUUCAUAUGAAAAAUGUGAACAUAUGUUAAAUGAAAUUUAUCAACGAUUAGAUCUAUUAGCUUCGGUGAAACGAAAAUAUAAAUAUUUCAAUUCUCUGAUUGUUCGUGGUAAUGAUCAGCAGCCUAGUUACCGUCACACAUUAUUAAAACAAAUAUUCGAAUCUAUAAAACGGAUACAAACCACUGUACCUUCAACAUCUUCAUCAAGGUUAAGUGCAUCUUUGUCAGCAGCCACAUCUCAAAAUAUGACAAGUGAUCAACAACAAUUACUGCAAGAUAUUGAAUAUACACAAUUUGAUGGACUAAGGGAUUUUUUUAAAAAUGCAACAAGAGGGUUUUUUGGUGAUACCAAGCCAACGUUAGCCAGUUAUGAUUAUUCUACAAUUGUCAUUUUUAUUGUUGGUGGAAUAACAACGAAUGAAAUUCAAUUAGUUCAAGAAUAUAGUGUGCAAUUAAAAAAACAAGUAAAACGCGAUUGUCUUGUUCGUUAA